This is a messenger RNA of Thelazia callipaeda (thelaziosis nematode), 491 nucleotides long. NCBI's taxonomy places the organism in Eukaryota, Metazoa, Nematoda, Chromadorea, Rhabditida, Thelaziidae. The record is from the annotation of a GenBank genome assembly.
AUGUCCUCCAGAGCCGAUGGACACUGGAAGCAACAACAACAGCAAAACACAUCGCCUCCUGUGCUUCUGCGCCUUGUUGUUGUUGGUGGUGGAGGUGUUGGCAAGUCCGCUUUGACAAUCCAGUUUGUACAGAGACAUUUCGUUAUUGACUAUGAUCCAACUAUUGAAGAUUCAUAUACAAAACAGUGCUUUGUCGACGAUGACAUCUGCAAGUUAGAAGUGCUGGAUACAGCAGGACAAGAAGAAUUCAGCACUAUGCGAGAACAAUAUUUGCGAUCGGGCAAUGGUUUUCUGCUGGUAUUUUCCGUAAUUGAUCGUAAUAGGUUUGGAUUUAUUAAUUUUGAUUUAAUAAAAGUUAAAAAUGAUUUUUUUGAGGAGGCAAUUCGUUUACAUAAACUGAUUCUCCGGGUAAAAGAUAGAGAUGAAUUUCCGAUGAUUCUUAUUGGUAACAAAGCUGAUCUCGACAGGGAUAGACUUGCAAGUUUUUAAAU